CGCGCGCGGCUCGUCGCCGCCGCCGGGCUGCCAGGCUCGGCUCGGCUCGCCUCGGCUCGCCUCGCCUCCUCCCCCCGCCUGCCCGCCUCCCCACGCACCCCCGACCCCGCGGGCGCCGCCAUGGACGGGGGCGCCUUCGGCGCGGGCAAAGCCGGCGGCGCCUUCGACCCGCGCGGCUUCGUCCGGCAGCCGCACACCCUGCUGCGGCUCCUCUCCUGGGUGUUCUCCAUCGUGGUGUUUGGCUCCAUUGUCAAUGAAGGGUAUGUGAACCGCAUGGACGAGUCACAAGAGCACUGCAUUUUCAACCGCAAUCACAAUGCUUGCAACUAUGGCAUUACUGUGGGUGUCCUCGCCUUCCUCAGCUGCCUUCUUUACCUGGCUCUGGAUGCCUACUUUCCACAGAUCAGCAGUGUCAAAGACCGCAAGAAGGCAGUUCUCUCAGACAUCGGAGUCUCUGCCUUUUGGGCAUUCCUGUGGUUUGUGGGCUUCUGCUUUCUGACCAACCAGUGGCAACUUUCAAAAGAAGAGGACAACCCAAUGAAUGAGGGAGGGGAUGCAGCCCGAGCAGCCAUCACAUUCUCGUUCUUCUCCAUCUUUACUUGGGUGGGCCAGGCAUUCCUGGCAUAUCAACGUUUCCGUCUGGGUGCCGAUUCGGCCCUCUUCUCCCAGGACUACAUGGACCCAAGCCAGGACUCCGGCAUGCCUUAUGCUCCCUACACGAAUGAGGAGGAUGCUACAGAUACGGUGGGGACGUACCAGCAGCCCCCUCCGGCAGAUGCUUUUGACACCGAGACACAGGGGUACCAAACGCAGAACUACUGAGCCACCAAUGCCCCUUCCCCUCCUCCCUUCCCUUCUGCCCCUUUCCCACUGCCGGCAAAAGGCCGAGGCACAAAACAGACACGUGCGUAGUGGCACAAGUGGUGGCUCUCAGCUAUGCUCCAGCCUUCUGGGUCAUCUGUUUUUAUUGUUUUUUAAAAAGAAAAGCAAGCCCCAUCACUUCUUUCUUAUCCUGUCCUCAGAGUUACCCACCAGAACCAAGUUGUUCCAAAUGUGUCACUGUGUCGCAACAAGAAGGGUCCCUGUUUCUCUUCUCUUCUUCCUCCCUCACUGCAGGAGUGAAGAAUUUGGUUCAUUCGCUUGAUGGACAGGAGAGAAGGAUUAUGGCACCAGCAGAGCAGAAGUAAAAGGCAGUAGAGGAGGAAAGGAAAAGGAAGGGGUAAGAGGAAACAGGGACCAAGGGGUUCCUAGGAGAGCUGGUGCUGCUAAAGGCUGAAGUAGAUGUAGGAGCAUCCAAAUCGGGCCCAAGGCCUGGUUGCUCAGGGAGGGGAACAUGAGGUGGCAAAAAGCGGAGAAGGCGUGAGAGUUAGCAUGCAGGCAUGCAAGGGUUGAGGGAGGGCUGUAGGUGGGUGGGGGAGUGGGAAAGGGUUCCCCACGCAGGCGUGCAAAGACAAAGGUGCUUUUCUCUCCCACACUGAUGCACACAGGUGAGGGAGGGAUGCUUUAUUUUUAGAGAAUUUGGGGAGGAAUGGUACUGAGCAAGGGGGAAGAAGGGGAGGGAGCACAGAGAGAUAAAGUGGGAAGGGAAGGAGGAAGAUUUGCAGGUACAGACAAAAAACACAUACGCAUCUGCAGAUUUGAAGAGAAGCCUGACUUGACAGAUUGAAGUAGAGGGACAGUGUUAUGAGAGUCACUCUGUCCCCAUGUCCUUUUGGAUUGAGUUUUGGAUUGAGCUGGUUGUGUUUUUCCCCUCAUCUGUAUGUCCUAAUUGCUACUCUUCUCAGAUUAGCACUGUUUAGUGAGGCAGGACAGGGGAGCUGUGCUGAGUCCCUGGCCCCCAAGGUGCAGGCUCUCAGGGAGGAAGGAUGGAGGAGGUGUGCUCCUAGGAAGUCCGUGUCCCCAGCUGGGCUGUUUGAGAGAGUCUAAUCAGGAGAAGAGGAGAGCUUUUCCAUUCACCUUGGGCAGGAGGGGGGGGAGAAAAAAGCUAGUCUUCCUCAUGCCCUUCUGAAUCCUCCUUUCCUCUGCUACCAGACUCUAAAGCUUCUCACUGACACCAUCUUUAUAAUAUGCAGGAAUGGAGCAGGAUUCCCCCAGCAGAAAUACGGCUGCUAUGAUGGUCAGCCUGUGUCUGGCUGUUACACAGGGGUGUAAGCAAGUAGUAAAGGGUCCUGUGCCUUCCCAGCUGAGCUCUGUGCUUUGCUUCCCACUCAAAUGAGGAGGAAGUCUUAGUGUGCAAUUCAGCAAAGUGAGCUGAAAUAGGAGGAUGUGCUCUGUCCUUACAAAGUUGGUUGGGGCAAGGCUGACGUGUCUGAAAAUUUGCCUUACUAUACCUUACAUAGUGCUCCUUCUGCAGCAUCUGAAAUCCUGGUUGUCUUUAAAGCCUCACCUAGGUGGCAGUAGUGACUGCCAGACAGAGCUCAUAUGGAUGCUCUUCCACACUCCUGAUGAUUUUGUUUCAAGUAGAGAUGCUGCUGUGGAAGCACACCAUUUAUUCCAGGAUAGAAGUAAUGUUUAUUCUAGAAAACAGUGUCCCUAAAGGGAAAUAAUUCACCAAUAGCCACUGGGACAAUUUUCCCCAGCACAGACAACUCAGAGCACAAGAAGCUGAACUGCAAGGCUGGGUAUGUCUUGCAGCAGUGAGGAGCUCCAUUCCCCAGGCUGCCAGUCUGGUCCAAGUAACACUGGCCUGAGUGGCAGAGAUCAGGAGCAGACCCCAAACUCAUAGGUGCUUCCCCUGUGCAUUCAACCUAUUCCCUGUAGUACCUUCAAGAGUCAGGAGGAGGGGACACAUGUCUGGCCUGAGGUUGUGUGAACAUCUUGUCUGGAGGCCACUGAGUCCUGUUUCGUUAGGAUUCCCAUUAGGACAGCAUAAAACAUCCAGGUUACCAGUCCUUCCGCUCCUUCUAGUGUUACUUUUCUCCAGCUCUCCCACCAUGACAGGGAAGGGGUAGAAAACCGAGAGUUGCAGGCCCCAAAGGGAGGGCAAUUUUCUCUAUUGUACCUAGGCACAAUUUCUACGUGCUGUUUUGAGCUUUUAAGGGCUGCUAGACUUGACUGCAGGGUGAGGGAGAAACAUGGCAAGGGCUAAGACAUUGCUUGCAGACUCUUGCUGUGGGUAGCCCUCCCCAUGGUUUGUUAUCCCUUGUUUGUGGUUAACCACUAGUAAAGGAGGAGAGAGACCAGUAGGCUUGAUUGAAGCACAAGAAGGAACUUGGUACAUCCCUUGCUCUGUGACUCUGAAAACAGUACUGUAAAUAGGAAGGGUAUUUUUCAGAAGGAAGCCCCUCAGGCUUCUUUUUCUGUGGGACCAGCCUAAUAUUUAGGCUUAGUAGGGGGUUGCUUUAUUGAGAGAUUUGUCAUGACUGUGGCUGUGGGGGGAGCUGCCUCCAGCCCAUCUCUUCCACCAGGGAAGGGCAUGGAAAGAAAAAUGAGGUGGAGAAGGAGAAAAACUAGUGUACUCGCCCAGACUCAUUUGUAUCAUCCUUCAUGCUUUUAUUUUGGGUGAUGUCAGAAAGGAAGAACCAAGAAGAGGAGGAAACUAUAAAUAACCAACCCUCAGCGCAAAAAUGCACUGUACUUCCCAGGAGGAACUGCCCAUCACUUGUACCCCUCAUCAGGAGGGACUGGGCCUAUGAGGAGGAGGUAUGGGCCAGACCUGGGGAAGUCUCACCUAGAGGUCUGCUUUAGGGUAUAGCAUGGGACAGUCUAAUCUGUCCCUUCUCCCAUUAGAGCUGCAUUAGUGGCUAAACAUCCUUUGGGGCUGACAGCUGAGGAAGCUUUUCUGCAUUCUCUUUGGUUUGCUUCUCUCAUGUAACUGAUGGACUCUGGCAGGCCUGAGGUGGAAAUGGGCCUCUCCCUCAGAACAGACCUGUCAGUGGGAGGUGAGCCAGAUGGCUUCAUCCUGGGUUACUGCCUGCCUCUCUGUCCCUUUCUUCCUCAUUUUAAGUUGCAGAACAGGGACUGGUGUGGCAGGGGAUGCUUUAUAAUAGUACAUACUUAAGCAAUUUUUGCUUUUGCUCGUAGGAGAAGGCAUACUCUCCUCAGGUUAACUUCCUUUCAGCCUUUGCCAGGGCAGCCUGGUGACGACAGACCUGGGGGUAGGAUUCAUUUUGUUUGUAUGUAGCUCUUUAAAAUGAAGGUUUCCAUGGCAUAGGCUGGCUCUGCAGCUGAUGAGAGAUACAGCCUGUCCAAGGGGUUGGUUAGCCUGUGAGCCUGAGGCACUUCUGUUAAGGUGCUGCCUAUUUCUGAGGGCUGUAGGUAAAGCCUGGGUAGCUGGCUAAGACAUGUCCCUUUUAUGUCUUAAACAUGGGUGAGAUCAGUCCCACUCUAAGGAGCAGAAGAUCAGAAGGAAGGCCAUAUAAGCAAAAUGAUACAAAGGCUUUCUGCCUCCUCUGCCAUUUGUCUGGAUUAGAGAGGAUUAUGUUGCUGAGUCACAUGCCAUCCUCUGUUGUGAGCACAGGUCCCUUGAUGUCCCCUUGUCUUGUGAAACUCCUAAGUAAAGGACUGUUUUAUGGAAGUUAGGGCUGUGAAGGGCAAAGAGGUGAUGAAACUUUGCCCCACCUAUCACUUUGGUUUCCUGAUGGGUACUGAGGAACAAGGUUCCCCUGUCCCACACACAUCCCCGUCAUGCUGUUUGUCACCUCAUUGUACACCCUUCCCAUCCACAUUAUUCUUGCCAGUUCCCUCAGGGGAGGAGGGCAUCUUUGGUCCCACAUCUUGCAACCUCCUAAGCACUUAGGAGGACAUGGGAAGGCAGCGUUGAGAGAUGAUUCCCAUAGAAGGUUCCACUCCGGUCUCCAGAGUGCACACAAGGCAUGGAGUCCAGUGAGGCCACCUCAUGCAGCAAGUUCAAACCAUUCGUCCAGACAACUUUGGUACUUCUGUGGCGUCUCUAACACCAUCUGGGCUGCCCUGCCCUUCCCCCUGCAGCAUUACUGCCUGUGUAUAGUAUAUAUAUUAUAUAAAUAUAUAUUUAAAAAGAUGUAUAAUAUAAAGCUAUACAUAUAUACGUAUAUACGAUGACUCAUGGAUGGCCUGCUGCAUACAGGAUCCCCAGAGUGGACUUGUCUAAGCCCGAGUGUCCCUUCUCCCCUCCUCCCCCUCUGACCCUCAGCCCAUCCGUUCCAAACUCCAACUACAGCGAACCGUGCCACCUUGGCACCUGUGUUUACAAUGUCCUAUAUAUUUGUGGUUAACAAAGUGAAGGUGGUAACUACUGGUGUCUCAAUAAAGUUAUGACAUUCAAAAUAACCAAA
This is a messenger RNA of Rhea pennata, 5255 nucleotides long. RefSeq names its product synaptogyrin 1 (gene SYNGR1). The record is from RefSeq and is a predicted model, not a curated record. Lineage: Eukaryota; Metazoa; Chordata; Aves; Rheiformes; Rheidae. The coding region runs from base 121 to 822 and encodes 233 amino acids. Gene Ontology annotation, cellular component: neuromuscular junction; synaptic vesicle membrane. The transcript has 4 exons.